CUAGAAGAGCCUAGAUAGAAAUGGGCCAAGCAGUGCUUAAAUGAAUACAGUUUGUGUGUUGUUAUUUCGGGGACGCAGCCCCGCGGCUCUUAUUUCAACAUAAUUGUUUGCUAGGGGGAAUUUUACCUUCAAACAAACAAGGCCAAUACAGUUGGUUGUGUGUUGAAUUAUGUUCCCUUCAAAGACAAGAUCAAGGUCUCCCUUCUGGUACCUGUGGAGGUGAUUUCAUUUAGAAAUCAUUUUUGCAGAGGCAAUAAAGUUACGAUAAAGCCAGGCCAAAUUAGAGUGAGCACCAAUUCAAAGGCUGGUACCCCUAUAAGAAGAAGAAAUUAUGAACACAAACAAGUCCCGUGAGAAACUCCAUAUGAAUUCAGGGACAGUAGGACAGACAGGUGACACAGGACGAUAGAGGCAGGGUUAGAGUGAUAACAUCCGUAAAUAGGGGGUGCACAGGCUGUUAGCACCCCCUAGAAGCUGGCAGAGAAAGGAUUUUCCUCUAGGAUCUUCAAAAGGGUAGGAUACUUCUUCAAGUUUGGGCUUCUAGCUCUCAAAAGUGUGAGAGAGUUCUCUUGUCUCUGGGAAGUCAGUAUGUUCCUUUUGUUCUGGUAGCCUUACAAAAUGAAUAGACAGCAACAGAAGAUGUGCACAGUGAAGAAGUAGCCAAAGGGAGCUCAUGCAGCCUCUUCAGGCUGCGGAGCAUCUAUCGAAACUGAGUGGAGGACCCUCUCUCCAGAUAAUAAUCUAGGUACUUUGUGCCUCUCGGGAAAAGCCAGAGGGAGGGACAGCAGCAGCAGAUUUGAAGAAGCACAGCCAUAAUUUUUCCAAAAUUGAACAAAAGAUUCUGCACAUCAAGAGUCCCAGUUUGUUUGUUUGCUUGCUUUUGCUAAACAAUAAGAUGCCUUUCUCAUGCACACAAAGUCCACUGAAACUAUGGGUAACUACCAGAAUAUCUGUCUUCAGGGUAACGAUCACCAGGAUCUGUAUAAGUUUUCAAUCUCAUACAGCAUCCUCAUCAUACACUCCCAUCCUCAGCAUGGCCGCAGUACCAAGUACUUCUCAUCUGCUGGCUUCACUCUGGAGUCCUGUGUUCAUGUCAGACACAGUUCUGCUUUGAUUGGACUUCUGGCUCCCCUGCUAGUCCUGAUUAUUUUCCCUUUUCAUUUUAGAACAUUUAUUCCAUGGUAAAAUAAUGAGUUUUAGUUAUUUCAUUACCAUAUGUUUAUUAAUUUACAAACUAAUGGGCUUCAUUAUGACCUUCCCAUAAACCUGGGUCUCCAAACACUGCCAUUUCCAUGUUCCUGUCCCCCAUGCCCUCUUGCUGUCUCAUUUCCAAACAGCCUCCCUGUCUACUUUCAAACUUUAAUUUGAAAAGUCAGAUUCCAUUUAAGAGAAAACACUCAGUGUUCAUCAUUCUGAGUCUAACUCAAACUGCUUUGUUUAGAGUAAUGAGCUCCAGUAGCAUCCAUUUCUUAUACGAAACAUAAGUUCAUCCCUCAUUAUGACAUAAUAAAGAUUCCUUGUAUCUAUUUACUGCUUUUGAAAUUCACUUUUGGUGGACAUCAAGGUCAAUUCAUAACUUGACUCAUGAUAAAAAUCUUAUCUUCUUAAUUCUGUCACCUUUACUGCUUCCUGGAGGAUCCAACAUUUGACUUUUCCUAUCUCAUAUCACAAAAAGACUGGCGAGGCGGUGACAACAGCCGGCGAGGCGGUGACAACAGCCGGCGAGGCGGUGACAACAGCCGGCGAGGCGGUGACAACAGCCGGCGAGGCGGUGACAACAGCUAAAUCCUUGUGCUGCUUCUCUGCUGUGGGAUUCUUUAGGAUGCAUUCGAGGAAAAACAGCUGUUUUAUUUUUUACUUAUAGUCAUAAAUGCUGUCUUACCUCUGUCCCAGUUCAGUGUGGAUUAACCUGGCCAAAACAAACAAACAAACAAACAAUCAAACAAACAAUGGCAGCAUCAAGAGAGGGGCCAGCUCUGUUCCUGAUUGCCAAUCAGUCACUGUCUGAGCUUUUCCAUGACAGAAAGCAAAAGCCCCCAAAUUGAUUUUUCUUUAGCCUUCUUCUCCCAAAGGAGUGACAAAUGACAGUUCUUGUGCACUGAGAAGAAUUCUUUGUCAUGCUGGGGACUGUGAAGGUCCUUUCUGCUUUUGCUCCUUAGCCAUACAAAGCCUGCUUCUCGUCUUCCAAAGACUGAUCUCUAAAGUAGCGCCAUAGUACUCCACUGCAUGCCCACUUUGCUCUUUUCAGGUGAUAUCAACUAUAGAUUAUUCAUAAUUGAUACAUAUGUGUCAUUUUUUAAACAUAAGAACAUUAUCUUAUAAGUGAGAAAACCAUUAUGUACUAAAUUCGACCCUUUCUGGCAAAGACUUAUUUUGAUUUCAUUCCCUUGAAAUUACAGAUAACACUCAGGUAAAUAUUCUUGAACAUGUGUCAUUUUUACAUGUGAAAGCAGGUACAUUUGAUAUUUGCUAAUAACUAUUUUAUAGAGUUUUUAUGUAUUUAAAACCCCAUCAUAGAAAUACUUACUUCCUCAGAUUUUUAACAGAAGGUGUUAUCAAGCUUUUAAUUUUAGAUAUUCCAACAAAAAUAGCAUACUAUGAUAAUGUUUUACUUUCUUCUUACUGCAGGACUGCUGUAUUGCUGUGCAUGUUGUGCAUGGAAUGCAUUCAGGAGCAUCUCACGUUCAGUUUGAUGUAAAGAAUACUGCCUUGAAGUCUGUGAUGGCGAACUGGCACAGCUAAGUGUGGUGCCCCUGCUCUGUGAAAAUUGGAAAUGAGAGGCUAGACGAGUAAUGGAUUCGAAAGCAUUAUUUAAAUGAUGUGCUGAUCCACUGAAGAUGCUGGGGAGAGAAAUGGAGAUGGAAAUGUUUUGGACUUGCCCCUUAGGGAAAUGAUCCAGGAUGGGUAAAAAGAUAAAGAAAGAAGUUGAACCUCCCCCUAAGGAUGUGUUUGACCCACUCACAAUCGAAAGCAAAAAAGCAGCCACUGUGGUGCUCAUGCUCAACUCUCCAGAGGAGGAGAUCUUGGCCAAAGCCUGUGAAGCCAUCUAUAAGUUCGCUUUGAAAGGUGAGGAGAAUAAAGCAACUCUCCUUGAACUUGGAGCUGUGGAGCCUCUGACCAAACUGCUUACCCACGAAGACAAAGUCGUAAGAAGAAAUGCUACAAUGAUCUUUGGCAUCCUGGCUUCCAACAGUGAUGUUAAAAAGUUGCUGAGGGAGUUAGAGGUCAUGAACUCUGUUAUUGCUCAGCUUGCUCCAGAAGAAGAAGUGGUAAUCCAUGAAUUUGCAAGUCUUUGUCUCGCAAACAUGUCAGUAGAGUACACUGGGAAAGUACAGAUCUUUGAGCAUGGUGGACUUGAGCCACUCAUCAGACUGCUGAGUAGCCCAGACCCAGAUGUGAAGAAGAACUCUAUUGAGUGCAUCUACAACUUGGUACAGGAUUUUCAGUGUCGGACAACACUUCAAGAACUAAAUGCAAUCCCUCCCAUCUUAGAACUCCUGAAGUCCGAGUACCCAAUCAUCCAGCUGCUGGCUCUGAAAACCCUGGGUGUUAUCACAUGUGAUAAGGAGUCUCGGACAAUGCUGAAAGACAAUCAAGGACUAGACCAGCUCACCAAGAUCCUGGAAGCCAAGGAACUGAAUGACCUUCAUGUAGAAGCACUUUCAGUGAUAGCCAACUGUCUGGAGGAUAUGGACACGAUGGUACUGAUGCAGCAGACGGGGGGCCUCAAAAAGCUGCUUUCGUUUGCAGAGAACUCGACAAUUCCUGACAUUCAGAAGAACGCAGCCAAAGCCAUUACUAAAGCGGCUUAUGAUCCGGAAAAUAGAAAAAUUUUUCAUGAACAAGAGGUUGAAAAAUGCCUGGUGACCCUCCUGGGAUCAGACAGCGAAGGAACCAAGAUUGCCGCUUCCCAAGCUAUUUCAGCCAUGAGCGAGAAUUCCAGCAGCAAAGAUUUUUUCAACACCCAGGGGAUUCCGCAGAUAGUUCAGCUGCUCAGAAGCGACAAUGAGGAAGUAAGAGAGGCAGCUGCCCUGGCCCUGGCAAAUCUUACCACCAGCAGCCCUGCGAACGCCAAUGCGGCUGCAGAAGCCGACGCCAUCGACCCGCUGAUAAACAUCCUGUCGAGCAAGCGGGACGGAGCCAUCGCCAAUGCUGCCACCGUGCUGACCAACAUGGCCAUCCAGGAACCUCUGCGCUCCGUCAUCCAGAGCCACGAAGUGAUGCACGCGCUGCUGGGCCCGCUGCAUUCCACGAACACAGUGGUGCAGAGCACGGCGGCGCUCACCGUGGCUGCCACUGCCUGUGAUGUGGAGGCCCGCAAUGAGCUGAGGAACUGUGGUGGUCUGGAGCCCCUGACUGAACUCCUGCACUCCAAGAAUGAUGAGGUACGAAGGCAUGCCAGCUGGGCUGUGAUGGUCUGCGCCAGUGACGAGCUGACGGCUGUCGAGUUAUGCAGGCUUGGGGCUCUAGAUAUCCUUGAAGAAAUUAAUCUAUCAGUAAGUCGGAAAAAUAAAUUCAGCGAGGCAGCCUAUAACAAAUUGCUCAACAACAAUCUUUCCCUGAAAUACAGCCAGACUGGCUAUUUGUCAUCCAGCAACAUAAUCACCGAUGGGUUCUAUGAUUUCGGUCGGAUAAAUCCUGGUACCAAGCUUUUGCCACUGAAGGAACUCUGCUUACAGGAGCUGAAUGAUCACCGUGCUAUUCUGUUAGUCAACAGUAAAUCUGAGACUUCUCCACCUCCAUCUAUGGAGGAUAAAUUGUCAGACGUUGGCUAUGGACGAAGCAUUUCUUCUUCAUCUUCCUUAAGAAGGGCAAGCAAAGAGAAGAGCACUUUUCAUUUUAGUGCUGGAUUUGGAUCUCCCACAGAAGAAAAAUCAGAGCCCACAUCAGGACGAAACACUGUCCUUAGCAGAGGUGCCACCAAGGAGAAAGGCUCAAGGAAAGGGAGGGGGAAAAAAGAAGAAGAAAAGGUAAAAGAGGAAGAAGAGGUCCUAGCAGUGCCCAAACUGACAGAAGGCAGCCCCGACAAAGAGUGGUACCCGCCUCCUGACCCUGAGUUCUGCGUAUACGUGUACGAGGUGACCAAGUCCAUACUGCCCAUCAUCAACAUUAAGGACCAGAUCGAGGCCCUUGCCAAGUAUGUGGCGGAUAAAAUGGGUGGUAAGAUUUCAAAAGAGAAGCUGUCUGACUUCAGCUGGGAGCUUCAUAUAAGUGAACUGAAAUUUCAACUGAAAUCCAAUGUCAUACCAAUUGGAUACAUCAAGAAAGGAAUCUUUUAUCAUCGAGCUUUGCUCUUCAAGGCACUGGCUGAUAAAAUCGGUGUGGGCUGCUGCCUGGUGCGCGGUGAGUACAGCCGAGCGUGGAACGAAGUGAAGCUGCUGAACGAGGCUCGGAAGGGCAUCAUCGGGCGCCUGCCCCCACCGGAAGAGUACAUCGUGGAUCUCAUGUUCCACCCGGGGGCCCUGCUGAAGCUCCGCAGCAAAGAGGCAGACCUCUACCGCUUCCUUUAGUCACCAAAGGAACGCAGGAGCACCCAAACCAGAAAUUAUCUCCUCGUGCUUUCUAAGAAGGGCACUAGCUGAUUUGAUAGCUUCAAAUAAAGGCCGUAGAAACGGUUUGUGUGUCGAAAUAAACUGAGGGUGUGGCUGUACGUGCUCCGGGGCUCUAGGCUGUGAAGUUCGGGAUCCGUCAGGGCCUCCCACGCUCCCCAUCCUCACACAAGGUUGCUGUGGGUGAAACCGUUCAGCCCUCUUGGAGCUUAGUACUCAUCAACGAUGGCGCCCAGCGACUGCUUCCUGUGAUGGAGUGAACUUGCCACUGUCCCUCUUGGUAUCCAGCAUGAGUCAGGUAACACUUGAUUUAAAUAAACUCCCGCCCAUUUGUGCU
Messenger RNA from Alexandromys fortis (reed vole), 5886 nucleotides. RefSeq names its product armadillo repeat containing 3 (gene Armc3). The transcript is spliced from 20 exons. NCBI's taxonomy places the organism in Eukaryota, Metazoa, Chordata, Mammalia, Rodentia, Cricetidae. Gene Ontology annotation, biological process: response to oxidative stress. The record is from RefSeq and is a predicted model, not a curated record. Gene Ontology annotation, molecular function: heme binding; protein binding; peroxidase activity. The coding region runs from base 2901 to 5510 and encodes 869 amino acids.